AUGCUCAAAACCCAUCAGUCGUGGCCUUGUCUUAUUGUCUGGUGGAAUAGUGCUCUCAGAACAAGCUUGAUUAAAGAAGUCGGGGUUAAGGAGAAAAGGAUGUCGUUGGUUAAAGAAGGAGGUUCGAUAACGUAUCAAGUUUUGGUUUUGACUCCAACGAAUUAUCCGAUGUGGGCGGUCAAAGUCAAGUCGAAUAUGGAUGCACACGGCAUAUGGGAGACGGUUGAACCAAAGGCGUUAGGUGAAGCAUCAGAUCAAAAGAAGUCAAACAAGCUCUUGCUUUUUUGUUUCAAGCGAUACCUGAAGACAUGGUGUUGCAAAUGGCGAGUUACAUUGAACCAAAGAAAGCGUGGGAUGGGCUGA
Molecule: messenger RNA, 363 nt
Organism: Lactuca saligna
Lineage: Eukaryota; Viridiplantae; Streptophyta; Magnoliopsida; Asterales; Asteraceae
Source: the annotation of a GenBank genome assembly